AUGGUAAACAAAACAUUGUGCGCUAUACUGUCGAGAUCCAAGCCAGCCUCGUCCGAGGGUGCGAAGAAGUCAGGGUCGGAGAAGAAGAUACCAAAGUUGGAGGAAUUCUUGGAGAAACGUGAUUACACCGGUGCAUUGACGCUUUUGGAGUUCAACAGUAGCUCUGGGAGUAAUUUGGACACCGAACUAUGGAUGGGAUAUUGUGCUUUCCAUCUUGGGGACUACAAACGCGCGGCUACCGUCUACGAGGACUUGAUCAACAAGGAUCAAACAAUCUCGGAUCUGUCGUUGAACUUGGCCUGCUGCUACUUCUACCUCGGCAUGUACCCUGAGUCUCAGAGAGUUCUCGAAGAUGCUCCGGAGUGUAAACUGAAGAACAGGCUGUUGUUCCACUUGGCCCAUAAAAUGGACAACGACUCGAAAUUUGUCGAGUACAACAACAAACUGGAGAACGUCAUAGAGGACCAGUUGAGUUUAGCAUCCGUUCACUACCUGAGAGCUCAUUACCAGGAAGCUAUCGACGUUUACAAGAAGAUUCUGCUGGAGAACAGAGACUAUUUCGCAUUGAACGUGUACGUCGCGUUGUGCUACUACAAGCUGGACUACCACGAGGUAUCCCAGGAAGUUCUCCAGGUGUACCUGCAAAAGUAUCCCGACAGCGCGAUCGCCAUCAAUCUGAAAGCUUGCAACACUUUUCGCCUGUACAAUGGGACCGCCGCGCAGAACGAGAUGAAACAGCUGAUGGACAAGAUGUCGAACUCGCUGAGCUUCAGCCACGAUGUUAUUCGCCACAAUACGGUCGUGUUCAAAGGCGGAGAAGGGGCGCUGCAAAUUUUGCCGAACUUGGUGGACGUGAUUCCCGAGGCUCGACUAAAUCUUGUGAUCUACUAUUUGAAGCAGGACGACGUUCGGGAGGCGUACGAGCUGAUCAAGGACCUCGAGCCAGCUGUUCCACAGGAGUACAUUUUAAAAGGGAUAGUGAACGCCGUGAUGGGGCAAGAAACUAAUUCCAGGGAAAACAUAAAAACGGCCCAUCAGUACUUUCAACAAGUUGGAAAAUCGGCGUCGGAAUGCGACACCAUACCCGGUAGACAGUGCAUGGUUUCCUCCUUCUUCCUCUCGCGUCAAUUCGAAGACGUUCUGAUGUAUCUGAACACGAUCAAGACUUACUUCUCCAACGAGGACUACGACUACUUCAAUUUCAAUUAUGCCCAGGCUCAGGCUGCAGCCGGCUAUUUCAAGGAAGCGGAGGAAGCUUUCUUGACCAUUCGAAACGAGAAGUAUAAGAACGACUACAUUUACAUCAGCCUUCUAGCCCGUUGCUAUAUAAUGAACAAGAAGCCCCAGCUCGCUUGGAAUCUGUACCUGAAAAUGGACACGUCCAGAGAGUCGUUCAAUCUAUUGCAAUUAAUUGCGAACGAUUGCUACGAGGUCGGCGAAUUUUGGUAUUCGGCGAAGGCUUUCGACAUGUUGGAAAGAAUGGACCCGAGCCCUGAAAAUUGGGAAGGAAAGCGCGGCGCAUGCUGCGGCACAUUUCAGUACAUCGUAGCCGAGAAGCAGCCAAAGGAGCUUUUGACCGAGGUGAUACAACUCCUGAAAAACACUUCGAACUCUCAAGUGGAGCAAAUUAUCCGAGUGAUGCGUAAAUGGGGUAAAGAUAACCGCAUCAAUUGUUGAUGACUAGAAGUGGUUCUAAAGUGGGCGUUAUCGUUAAUUGUAUCGACCAGGAGUGGCCUUAUCUACCGAUCAAACAAUAUGACAUUGUUAAUGCGUUUCGCACGAGCCCGGACACAAUGAUUUCCAUGAACGAACGACGACGAGUCGCGGAGGUCGCGGCGGCCGCUGAUGAUUUAAUAUAAAAUAGAUAUAUUUAAACUGUGA
Molecule: messenger RNA, 1881 nt
Organism: Megalopta genalis
Lineage: Eukaryota; Metazoa; Arthropoda; Insecta; Hymenoptera; Halictidae
Source: RefSeq, a predicted model, not a curated record